GUGAACUGUGUUGUCUACAGUUUAAUUGGUGGAAAGCCAGAUCAUUUGUCAGAUUUAGCCUACGCUGUUCUCGUUGCUUUGAUCGUAAUCCACGCCACGACUUGCCCUUUUACAAUUUUGUUUAAUCUGUUGGUGAUGAUCGCUGUGAACACUAAACCACGCUUGCAGAGCAUGUCUAACAUAACAUUGGCUUGCUUAGCCUCGACUGACAUGAUGGUCGGAUUAGUGGUCCAGCCUCUUCUUAUUACUUUGAUGGUGAACCUCAUCCAAGGGAAGACCACAGCCGGUGUAUGCUCAGUACAAAGUGCCACAGGAUUUUUCAUCAGCUUCUUUUGCUUCUCUUCUUUUGUUCACCUGUUCCUAAUGACUGUGGAUCGGUACAUCGCCAUCAUGCGUCCCUAUGCCUACAUUGAAACCGUCACCAAGACUCGUUUUCUGAUUGCCACAGCUCUUGCAUGGACAUUGACCACAAUCAUGCACAUUAUGUUGCUCAUUGACGAGGAACUGGUUAGAUAUAUUAAGCAUCCUGUAAUAGUUUCACUUAUUACAAUCACUGUAAUCUGCAACGUGAUAGUUUAUCGUCAGGUGCAUCGUCAUGAAAAGCAAAUAGCAGCUCAGCAAGUCGAUGUAGCGAGCAGAGAAAACUUUUUAUCUCAAAGGCGAGCUUUCAAAUUAACAGUGAUGAUUAUUAUUCUAAUAAUAAUAAGUUACUUACCGUAUAUUAUUCUCCUAAGGCUCGUGGAGCCCCUGAAAAGCAUUGUUACCUUGCGUUCACUGAGUUCCAUUUUCAUGGCUGUUCUUAGCUUAGCGGCUUUUAACUCUUUUGUGAAUCCGUUUAUUUAUUGUAUAAGGUUAAGACAAUUUCGGGUCGCAUUCCUCGAAUUAAUGACACUGAAAAGCCACAAUGAAGCUGAAUAA
Messenger RNA from Porites lobata, 918 nucleotides. The record is from the annotation of a GenBank genome assembly. NCBI's taxonomy places the organism in Eukaryota, Metazoa, Cnidaria, Anthozoa, Scleractinia, Poritidae.